AUGGCUGAUAAAGCUGCGAAGGUUUUAAAAUUUCAAACAUUCAAAAGGUCCAUUUUUGAUACCACAAUUGCCGCGGAACUGGCAGAAAAGAAGAUGAAAGAAUACUUUAAAACAACCAGCUCAUUUAGACCUGGCUUAAAGAUCGCUCGCAUUGAAGCACAUAAUGCACAAGUUCGUUUCUUCAAUGCAACUGGGCAGUAUGGAAUUAAAAUGAAAAUACUAGAAAUAUAUUUUGCUCAGGCAUAUGCUGAAACUUGUAACCAAGAAUUUUUUUUAGUGAAGGAUUUUUAUGAAGACUCUUUUACAGUUCCUUCACUUGGAAAAACGACAAGUCAGGAAGCCAAAGAAAUUUGUGGAUCAAGGCACCUUAAAAUACUUGAUGUAGAAGAAGUGCCUCACUACAAAAAACUACAAGAGUUUGUUCCCUCACCACAGCAUGGUGAAAAAUGCGGUGAAUUUAUUCUUUCAAAUUUCAAAGCUAAAAGUAAUAAUAGCUGUUUGAGUUUACCACCAAUUUUUUCCCAUGGUGACCUUUGGUCGUGCAAUGUUUUAUGGAGAAACAAAGUCGAAAUCAUAGAAAUUGCGGGUAUUAUCGACUGGCAGGUUAGCUGA
This is a messenger RNA of Enterobius vermicularis (human pinworm), 612 nucleotides long. Lineage: Eukaryota; Metazoa; Nematoda; Chromadorea; Rhabditida; Oxyuridae. The record is from the annotation of a GenBank genome assembly.